AUGUUGACUCAAAAUCUCGGUGAGGAUUCCCUGCAAGAAUACGCAAUAGAGCAACUACCCUCAGAGCCACUGCUCAAUGGUGAUUUACUGGAAAAGAAACAGAAACAAUCCAGUAAAGGAUCCCGAAGUAAGUUGAAAACUAUUAGGGCGCCAGGGUCUCGAGCUGACCGAGUUGCACAAGCUUGUGAUAGGUGUCGAGCUAAAAAGACCAAAUGUGAUGGUGGGGAUCCUUGCUCUACUUGCUCGGCUGUGGGCUUGAAGUGCAUCGUUUCGGACAAAUUGAGCAGAAAGGCUUUUCCCAAGGGAUACACUGAGACUUUGGAAGAGAGGGUCAGACACCUCGAAGCCGAGGUGAAAAAGUUGGUUGGAAUUUUAGACAUGAGGGAUGAACAACUCGAGUUGUUGGGCGGUGUAAAAAGUAAUACCAACACCGCUGAUCCCAAAUCAGGUACAGAGGGGGCCACCACUCAAGAUCAGCAAAUCACAACUUCCAACUUACACUUACUAGACGAAGAAAAUCAGAUGCAUCUCCAUAUGCAUGAUGCUAACGGUUGCUCUUGUGGCUGUGACCAUUCUCAUGCAGUACAUGAACGCCCAGUAUCAGUUGCUGGGUCAUUGUAUGAAGCCCCACCAAUUUCUGUUGCAAGCUCAGUCGGAUUGAGUGACGAUGAAGAAUUUGAUACUAGUAGCUUGCUAAGCAUAGACGAUGCCCCAAAUGCAUCUUUCCCACGUUCCAGACUGCAUUUCGCUUCGAACUCAUCAAAUCGAGAAUCAACCCCUGCUCCUGGAGCAUUUGCUGCAGCUACUGCAAUUGCUCAAAUGCAUAGAAAAAGAUUAAAUGGACAACAGCAAGAGCAACAGAGCGAGACAAGCAAGCAAAGGAUGUUGACUUCGUUGGUUGCGAUUUCUCUACCAAGAAGUACAGAGGAGACUCUUUGUGUUCCUACCCUUUUGGCUAGAAUAUGUCAAGCAUAUGGAUACGAUUCAAAGUCUGCAAUCUUAACGGCGAAUGCAUUGGCCUCAUUGAAAGACCGCACGACCCACAAAACACCUCUUGGUGAGGGGAUACCCGACCUAUUAUUUAGUCUUUUGAUGAGUCGUGAUGAUGUAACAGCACUACGUCCUAACGAAGCUGUUACAUUUCUACGUGAAGUUGUGCACUUUCCAAGCUCGCGAUUGGAUAUUGACCAAUUGAUGACUGUCUACUUCCAGCAAUGGGGCAACGUCAUGCCAAUUCUUGACAAGUCCACCUUCCUAAAAAGUUACGUUAGAGUCAUGCAGAUCGUUGAUACUGGGUCAGUGUCGAGGGAAGAUGAAGAGCAGCUCUCGGAACUGAUUGAAAAGGUUGGCGCUUUGAUGGUGUUGUUGCUAAGUAUGGGACUUCUCUCGAGUAAGAAUAUCUACUUCAAGCUGGAAAAUGCAGAAAGCUAUGUGUCUUUGAUGAAACAUUACGACAUGUUGAUACACGAGUUUAUUAAGCCAAAUUGUUUGAUCACCAAGCACUGUUCCAUACAAUCCUUGCAGGUGUUGUCGUUGGCACUUCAAUACUGCUUAGCGAUUGGUGAUAUAUCCACUUGCUAUGAUUUGAGGGGUCGGGUAAUUAGUAUGGCACAACAAUUGAGGCUUCACCGAUGCCCGGCAGCUAUAUUGGGUUUGGAUGUGAACGAAAAAGACAAUUUGAAUUCUCAAAACUUUAUGCAAGGUGAGAGGCGUAUCUUGUUUUGGUGUAUCUACUGUCUUGAUACGUAUUGCUCGCUAAAUUUGGGAGUGCCAAGGUUGAUGAAAGACUAUGAAAUAGAGUGUGCGAUGCCCUUCUCAGGCAAGAGUAAUGAAGAGGAUAUGGAUAGUGGUGAAGAGGAUGAUAACGUCAACAUCUUAAUUGUGAACAACACAGAAUUGACUAUUGUUGGAAAAGUUUCCAAGAUGGCAUUAAGCGUAAUGUUGUUUUGCAAAGUUUUGGCAAGCAUUUUGGAUUCAAUCUACUCCAGGUUCGACAAUAGUGAGGAUGCGUAUAGAAAAGCGUUGCACAAGGAUAGGAUGUUGGAUUGUUGGCGUAGAGAAUUGCCAACUGACUUGAAAUUCGAAGUUGAUGUUAGCGGCUUGUCAUUGUCCACGACGGAUGCGAAAAGCUACCAAGGAAACAUUUGGAGCAAUUUCAAUGCCCAGCAAUUGACCCUAAUAUACUUGUAUUAUCACGCUAAGCUUUUGAUAUACUUGCCCAUUAUAUCAAAGUAUGGGAAUCAUCAUAACGUUGGCUUAUCACAGAAGGAGCAAUUGAGUAAGGGAGACAGUGACACCACUACCAUUGUUUCCACGAUGAGCUUGGUACAACAAUCAUCGAGUCAAAUUUUACAAGUGAUACAAUCAUCAGCUGCUUUCUUCAAUUCUUCAGUUUUACCAGUACCCGUAAACAUUGCAAGAGAACAGUCAUUGCUUACAAUGUUGGUAGCUAAAGGAACUUUAGACUAUAUAAAAGGAGGUCCGUUGUUCAAUAAUCUGAAACAGCUUUUGCUCGAUUCGGUUGCUGCAAUGGCAAAUGAUGCGAAAUUUGAAACUCCGGAUUGUUUGAAUAGAAACUCGGUUAAAUUGGUGGAGUUUUCCGUAAUGAGCAUUUUGGGAAUCAAUUUAAACAAGUUGUCGGAUAACUCAAAAAAGAAGCCUUCUUCAACCAUUCCCAUCCAGAAAACUGCGGUUGAAAGAGAGUCCAUGUUCAUUGGUGGUAAGCCAAAUACUUCGUUUAGCUCUAACCUCAAACAGCGACAAAAUAUUGAGAUGACUCAUGACGAUUUCGAAACCAAGGCAGGUGCAGACUCCAACACCAACACCAACACCAACACCAACACCAACACCACCAAUAACACAUCACAUGCAAAUUUUGAGACUGACCUAUACGGCAAUCUUGAUGACCUUGAAUCACUAUUGAGAUUCGAUCCAUUUAGUAUCAACGUUCAUGAUCCAAUGCAAAUUAAUGAAUUUGUCACAGAUGGAUCACUUGGGUUUGGUCCCUAUUUGGAAUUGUCAAAAACUGGUAAUCUUGAUUUUGAUAAUAAUCAGUUGUUCAACAAUAUCGCCAACAACGUCUACUCCUCGCGAUGA
Messenger RNA from Lodderomyces theae, 3096 nucleotides. RefSeq names its product DNA-binding transcription factor (gene CAT8). Lineage: Eukaryota; Fungi; Ascomycota; Pichiomycetes; Serinales; Debaryomycetaceae. The coding region runs from base 1 to 3096 and encodes 1031 amino acids. Gene Ontology annotation, molecular function: DNA binding; zinc ion binding; DNA-binding transcription factor activity, RNA polymerase II-specific. The record is from RefSeq and is a predicted model, not a curated record. The transcript has a single exon. Gene Ontology annotation, biological process: DNA-templated transcription; regulation of DNA-templated transcription.